CUAAUAAUGAACGCCAAAUAAUAUUUGCUAUCCUAGAAUGACAGUGAGUUUUGUACUUAUCAAUGACACCUUCCCUUCUGUCCUCUCGAGUUGUGCUGGUUUUCAAAGGGGGUGUGUGAGUGGGUGAAGUUCUCUUGUCUUGUCUCAAUAAUGAGCAAAUAUCUAUGCGCACGGUGCCACCCAAGAACAUCGGAACCACAGCGCGUUUUCCAGAGCAUCAGCAAUUGAAUUAUCAGAGAAUAUUCUGAUAUACAUCAUCCAGCGAUUCAAAAUCAAGAAGCCUGUCGAAAAUCAAUUAAGAUGCCGAUCAGGCCGAAUCCUAGGCUAGUGAGGCCCAUUCUUCAAAGUCUGCAGCCUCAGCAGCGGUCUAAAACAGCAUCGUCGUAUUAUUCGACCUCUUCAUCAUCACCAAGCACAGCAUCAAAAGGGGUAAAGCUUGAGAUACCCAAGGACUCAAUUGUCUUCUCCGGCAUCCAGCCGAGCGGGAUCCCACACCUGGGUAACUACCUCGGAGCUCUGCGGCAAUGGCGACGCCUACAGGACUCGGCCGCGGACGAGACCAGUUUGUUCUUUUCCGUCGUGGACCUGCACGCCAUAACCAUGCCGCAAAAGGCUGAGCAGUUAAGGCAGUGGAGGAGGGAGGCUUUGGCUGCACUUUUGGCUAUUGGCCUGGACCCGAAGAGGUCUGUGAUUUUUUACCAAUCUGCUGUCCCAUCGCAUUCAGAGCUAAUGUGGCUCCUGAGCUGCAAUGCCUCGACGGGAUAUCUCUCACGUAUGACGCAGUGGAAGAGCAAAUUGGAUCUAGGUAACGGCGAAAAGCUGUCUCUAGACGACAAGAAGGUCAAGGCAAAGCUUAAGUUGGGACUGUUCUCAUAUCCAGUCCUCCAAGCCGCGGAUGUCCUAGUUCACAGAGCCACUCAUGUUCCCGUCGGAGAGGAUCAGGCUCAGCAUCUAGAAUUUGCCCGAGAAUGCGCAACAAACUUCAAUGCCAUAUACGGCAAACACCUUGUUGCUCCUGAAACCAUAAUAUCACCAACAAGCAAAGUCAUGUCCCUUCGUGACCCAACCCAAAAGAUGUCCAAGUCCCACGCGGAUCCCCGGUCCCGCAUCACCCUGACUGACAGUGCAGACGAGAUUCGCGCCCGCAUCAAGACGGCCCUGACCGACAGCAUCGGCACCGUCUACUACGACCCGGUGGGCCGCCCCGGCGUCGCCAACCUGUUUGAGCUGCUCAGCACGUUUGGCAAGAGCGGCUUGGAAGCGGCCGAGCUGGGGGCGGAGGGCGGGCCCCUUUACGGCGCUUCCAUUCAGGAGCUCAAGGGUGCAGUGGCCGAUGCCGUCGUAGAGGGCCUCGCGGGCAUCCGGGAACGAUACCUGGAUAUCCUGGCCAAGGAUGACGGCAAGUAUCUGGACGAGGUUGCACUCGAGGGCGCCGUCAAGGCACGCGCAAAUGCCGAAAAGACUAUGGAGGUUGUGCGCGCUGCCAUUGGGUUUGCGUGAUGGCAGUAAAGAGCGCUUUGCUGCCAGUUUACGUCGAGGUGUCCGUGGCGACUUCUUUGUGUAUUCACCACACAGCCCACGCAUAUAAUUUGUAUUUGUAACCUUUCAUUGACAUCAUAUAGAAGCGGUUGUCUAUAGGAUGGCCGUGUGUAGAUGUGACGUGUAACUUUAUUAUUUUAGAUCUCUACGUCUUACGCAUAGCUGCGAUUCGUUG
This is a messenger RNA of Pyricularia oryzae 70-15, 1714 nucleotides long. RefSeq names its product tryptophanyl-tRNA synthetase. The record is from RefSeq and is a predicted model, not a curated record. Bases 301 to 1500 code for a protein of 399 amino acids. Gene Ontology annotation, molecular function: ATP binding; tryptophan-tRNA ligase activity. Gene Ontology annotation, cellular component: mitochondrial matrix; mitochondrion. Gene Ontology annotation, biological process: mitochondrial tryptophanyl-tRNA aminoacylation. The transcript has 5 exons. Lineage: Eukaryota; Fungi; Ascomycota; Sordariomycetes; Magnaporthales; Pyriculariaceae.